This is a messenger RNA of Drosophila hydei, 2291 nucleotides long. It is a transcript of the gene sut1, whose product is annotated as solute carrier family 2, facilitated glucose transporter member 1. Gene Ontology annotation, cellular component: membrane. The record is from RefSeq and is a predicted model, not a curated record. The transcript has 7 exons. Gene Ontology annotation, biological process: monosaccharide transmembrane transport. Gene Ontology annotation, molecular function: hexose transmembrane transporter activity. Lineage: Eukaryota; Metazoa; Arthropoda; Insecta; Diptera; Drosophilidae. The coding region runs from base 315 to 1832 and encodes 505 amino acids.
AUUUUCGACAAUGCCAGUCGCAAACAGGUGGCGAAUGGCGCCGCUUGUUCUUCCAUUUUGUUUACGGCUAUUUACCAUUAUUUUUAAACAAAUUACGCCUCUGUAUAUCGUACUAUAAUACACUUGGUUGUUUGUGUUUCUUAUUAUACAACACUAACCUACAAAUGCAGACACCGGCAGCAAAGUGGCAGACAAUUCCCGUUCAUUGUUAAAACGAACGCGUUUGCGGCCGGUGGCGUUGCCUUAUAUAGUUUAAUUAAAUUGUUAACAAGUUCAAAGUGAUAUUAAAAAAAGUGCAUGUGCUGUCUAUAAAUAUGCCAGUCUCUAAUAAUACUGAGGGUGAACAUUUGAACCCGCCAUUUAAGGUUGAAAUAACGCCACAGCAAGCGGAAAUUAAUAAGAAACAAACAUGGAGCAAACUCCUAUUGUUGGUUGCCUUUGCAACGACUCUAGGCGCAGCUGUGCCCACAGGCUAUUGCAUAGGUGUUAUCAAUUCACCUGCAAACCUUAUGAAAGCGUGGUGCAAUGAAACAGUGAUUGAAAAAUAUGGCAGUUCGAUGAGUGAAGGUGGCUUGGACAUACUCUGGUCGUCCGUUGUUUCCGUCUUUCUGGUUGGUGGAGCCAUCGGAUCGCUGAGUGGAGCUGGGUUGGCCAAUAAAUUUGGCAGAAAAGUCUGCCUGUUCAUUUGUGCCUCUCUCUUUGCCAUUGGCGCCGUGCUCUUCUUCUUCUGUCGCGCCGCCAAGUCCGUGGAGAUGCUGCUGCUGGGUCGAAUAAUUGUGGGUCUGGCCUCUGGCCUAGUCACGGCCACACAGCCAAUGUACCUGUCAGAGCUGGCACCGCCCGCUCAGCGCGGCACCUUGGGCGUCUUCUGUGGUGUCGGCGUCACCGGCGGCGUGGUCGUCGGUCAGGUGUUCAGUUUGGCUAACAUUUUUGGCACAGCCGAACGCUGGCAUUACGCUCUGUCCGCUUACCUAUUGCUCGUCAUUGUCUGUUACCUGCCCUCGUUUCUGUUUCCCGAAAGUCCCAAGUUUCUCUAUGUCAUCAAGAGCAAUCCGGAGGCAGCCAAGCGUGAGCUGUUGCGUCUGCGUGGGCCAAAUGCCAACAAGCUGAUCGAAGAAGAGAUUGUAGAGAUGCAAGCGGAGGCCAAUGAUGACAUGCAAAGCAGCAGCUUUGGCGACGUCCUGCGAGACUCGCGCUUCCUACUGCCACUCAUCAUUGUCUGCUGCUUCCAGGGCGGCCAGCAGCUGUCGGGCAUUAAUGCAAUCUUCUAUUAUUCCGUUUCCAUAUUCACUAAGGCUGGCUUCUCCGAAAAGAAUGCACAGUGGGCAAAUCUAUUCGCUGGCUGCUUAAAUUUAUGCAUCUCACUGCUCGGCCCAUUGCUAAUGGCCACCUGCAAACGUCGCACCUUAAUGAUGCUCUCCAGCUCCCUUUGCUCCAUUUUUCUAUUUGGCAUUGCAUUUAUCUUCAACUAUAUUGAAUCUGUCAGCUGGUUUCCUUGGGCCUGCAUUGUCUGCAUUAUGUGCUAUAUAUUCUUUUAUCAAUUUGGCCUCGGUCCCAUACCCUAUUUCAUUGGCUCAGAACUGUUUGAAGUGGCGCCACGCCCCGUGGCCAUGUCCAUGGGCAGCCUCUCGUCAUGGGCUUGCAAUUUCAUAAUUGGCAUGGCCUUUCCCAGUUUGCAAAGUGCUUGGGGCGCCUUUGUUUUUCUGCCCUUCUCGAUUACCUGUGUGCUGCUUUUCUUGCUAACGAAAUUCUAUCUGCCGGAAACACUAGGACGCGAUCCAUCGGAAGUGGCGCCGCUGGUCUCCAAAGGAUUCCGAUCCAAAAUCAAAUGAGGCGCAACUGGAAAAUAGCUUAAUUUACAAUGGGUAGCUUUAAGUUAAAUGUUUAUUAAUCUACAUAUAUGUUAUAUAUGUGGAGACUCCGUGCCUAUGCUCGACAAUAAGUGUUCGAUUGGUUAACAAUCAUGUAUGUGCAACCAACUAGUAGAACACCCUGUACAAUUGGUAUCCAUUACCAACAUGUGUAAGAGGUACGCUUCUUAUCGCUCGCUGCACAAAUAACAAAAGUUAAUUGCCUUGAGAAACCGACUGUGUUGUUGUUGGUUUUGUUACUUUAGCUAAUUGAAUUUACGGCUCGCCAACUGUUAGUUCCAUAAAUUAGUGGAAGGGUUUACGCAAAAAAAACUUGCCUAUCUUAUAGAUAGAUACUCUCUGAUUAAGACUCUUUUGUAUAUAAUAUGUUGGAAUGUUUGUUAACAUAAUUGUAAUACAAAUAAAGACACUUCAAAUGCA